AGAACACUGGCUGGAGGCGGAGGGAUCCGCUCGUCAGUGCAGCGGUCCUGACGGCGAAUCCGUCCCGGAGGCCUCGGCUGUCGGGGGUCGGUGAAGAAGCUGAUUUCUGCUUUCACAGUUUUCAGGAAGUUUGUUCCAGAUUGGUGGCGCAUAGAAGCUGGAUGCUGCCCCUCCAUUUUUGGUCCAGGGGAUGCAGAGCAGACCAGAACCAGAAGAUCUUUAAUGAUGGAGGACAAAGUGGACGAAGAAAUUUAUUCUACAGUCACCGACAUCCAAGACGAACCUUCUCCUCAAAGUAAAGAAGAAGAAGAUGAUGAACCAGAAGAGCAACAAGCACUCACCAAGUCUCGUCUGUAUUUGGUGGGUUUGGGGAUUUUUAUUGGCCUGAUUGCUGGAACACUCAUUUACAGUGGUUCACCAGAGCUGUGGCUGCAAGGUUGUCGGUGCCUGUCGCGGCGGCAACCCUCAAACUCGUUGGUGGACACUUUCGUGAGUGUAAGGAUGGUCACGGUGCUGGAAAAUAUCAAUCACCUUACAACAAAAAGAAUGCAGCUUAUUUCGGAAACUAAGACGAUGGAGGAAGAGAUCGUCGAACUCAACCAAGAGAUUGACAAAAAGUGUGAACCAUGCCCGAAUAAAUGGAUUCUCUUCAAGAACAAAUGCUACCUCUUUUACGACAGUCCACCACCUUGGAAGACCUGGGAAGAAAGUCAAAGGUUCUGUCAGAACAAACGAACACGUUUGCUUACAAUUGGUAGUCUGGAGGAGCAGGAAUUUGUCAGCAAACACAUAAAGUAUUACAUGAUGAAUACCAUGGGUACUGGAUAGGAUUACAACAUGUUAGCAACUCUGGACCUGGAUUACUGGAAAUGUAGACACUCUUGGGUUCUGGAUGAAGGAGAACUUCACCAUUCCGCAAUCAAAAGCUCUGGUGGUUCCAGGAAAAAAUCCCUCACAGAGCUGGAAGAAAGCAAUGAAUGAGUUUGAGAACAAAUUCAUUUGUGAGCGUGACCCUCGCAAGCCUUAAUGUAACUGACUGUUCUCUUAAAGAUUUGUGCAGGAAUA
Molecule: messenger RNA, 1065 nt
Organism: Poeciliopsis prolifica (blackstripe livebearer)
Lineage: Eukaryota; Metazoa; Chordata; Actinopteri; Cyprinodontiformes; Poeciliidae
Product: C-type lectin domain family 12 member B-like
Exons: 9
Coding region: 223-828 (201 amino acids)
Source: RefSeq, a predicted model, not a curated record